This is a messenger RNA of Achroia grisella, 866 nucleotides long. RefSeq lists its product as uncharacterized. Bases 1 to 720 code for a protein of 239 amino acids. The transcript has 3 exons. The record is from RefSeq and is a predicted model, not a curated record. Lineage: Eukaryota; Metazoa; Arthropoda; Insecta; Lepidoptera; Pyralidae.
AUGUGGCUGACGACUUGCCUUGUACUUCUAGCUGUCUCCAAUACAAGUCAUGGCGUAUCUUCCAAAAUGGAUUUUGAAAACGAACAAGACUCCACAGCAGUUGUCAGUAAUUCCAGUAAGGUAGAAGAUGAAGAUGUUGAAGUAAAGCAUACAAUAGUUGUAUCAACAAAACUCAAGAACAAUAAUCGUAGGGGUCUACAUAGCAACAGUGAUGGAGAUUCUGGUGUUCUUUCUUACAAUAUAGGACACACACAAAGAUCAAACAAAGACACCGACAGCGAUGAAGUACCAGUUAUUCCGGGAUAUAAAGCUGUACAAACUACACAAAUUACAACUCCAGAUAGUCGUCAUAAACCUCAAAUUUUCCCUGACUCGGUUUUCAUUAACCGUAACAUAAGGGACGAGUAUGAUGUCAUACCGAAUUUGGCUACAAAUCCGAUGCAAUGGAAGCCUUCUAAUUAUUUCAAUAAUAUAAAUUGGUGGAACCAUGGCGACAGACAACCAAGUUUUGUAAGAAGAUUCGAUAGACCUAUAGGAAAUCAAAACAAUUUCUAUAGAAAAACCGCUAAUGAUGGUGUGAGGGAGUUCUAUUGUAAAAAAUGUAUGGAAAUGAGUAAUGGACAGAUAAAAGGAUGUAUUCAACAGCGCAGUAAAUCGUGGUAUGUAGAAACAACAACAAACAAGAUAAAGUUAGAUGGUAAAUUGGCGAAAUUAAACUAAUAGCUCGCUCCAUUGUUUUUGUUCAUCCCGUGCACGUACCUAAUGUUGGGUAGCAAAAACGAGACGGUGAUAUGAUCUGUGCAACCUUGAAAAGUUGAGAGCCAUAAUGAUAUUCCAUAAUUGCAUCCAUCUCUGCUAAUGUUAUA